GCAGAUAUGGCUUCCAGACAUUCAAUGAGAUCCUGUGAGAGGCCUUGCUGCAGGCAGUCGACCACUAGAGUGAAGAGAUAUUGGAGGAGUUUCUUCAGCAAAAUACGUGCAAGUACCAUCGAGGACAAGAAGCUGAAACUACCGGUGAAGUUUGUGAGGAAAUAUGGGGAUGAGCUUUCUGAUGUAGCUAAGCUCAUUGCACCUAAUGGCCUUAUUUGGGAAGUGGGUUUAACUAAAGGGGCGAUGAUCAUUUGGUUUGAUGAUGGCUGGCAUGAAUUUGUAGAAUAUUAUUCCAUCUGUAAUGGAUGGAUUUUAAUAUUCAACUAUAUGGGUAUGUCGAGUUUCAAUGUUUCUAUAUUCGAUGAGAGUGUUUUUGAGAUUGGAUAUCCAUGUUAUCAACCAAGAAGUAAGGAAGAACCUAGGAAACAGCCACUAUUCAAUGAGGAUGAAAUGAAACAUAAUGAUUUUGGUGGGAUUUUGGGUUCUAAUCCACAUCCAAGUUCAAGCAAAGGGGCAAGUUCCAAGAAAAGGAACUAUGCUACAACACAGCAGAAUCUGGCUAGACCUGUUUUUGGUUCUGGCAAUCUAGGAAUUAACAAGAGUUUCAAGGAUGCUGCUUCUGCAGAGAAACGGAAGUUUCAGCAAGAAUACCAGAAAAAGGGCGACAAUUGUGAGAUGGAAGACUUGCCCAAUGCAAAUGACUCGAACCUAGAUGGAAUUGACUCGUCACCAGGAUGUGAAGAAUUUAACAUCUUUACAAGUAAACAAUUUUAUGCAACAUUAUCAAAAAUAUCACCAGAAAGCAAGAAAGCGGUGGAUGCAGCAAUGGAGUGCAAGCCAAAAAAUCCAGCUUUCCUGGUUAUCUUGAGGCAACAUUUUGUAGGCGACAAUGCAAUGCAUGUGCCAUCAGCAUUUGCUAAGAGUUUUCUGCGUAAUAUUUCUGAGAUGAUCAAAGUUCAGGAUUCUAAUGGAGGAGAGUGGAUAAUCCAUACCGAUUGCUACUGGAGAGGUGGAUAUUUGAGUUUAAGAGGGGGCUGGGCUGAAUUUUUCAGUGACAAUGAAUUGGUGGUUGGAGAUGUAUGUCUAUUUGAGCUGAUUCGGAAGAAGAAUGUUGCCCUGAAAGUUUCAGUAUUUCAUGCUUUUAUGGAUUAAAUUUGUCUGCUUAAUAAGAAUAUGCGCAGUGGUUAUGUUCUUUUUGGUUCUGUUUGCUGAUAUGGAAUUGGAUCGUAGAUUUUGGUUACUCAAAAAGAUUGCUAAUCUGGGCCCUGACGUUUAAGUUUGCAGCAAUUGCUUUUGAGUGGAAACUACUUCUUUUGUGGGCUGGAUAUUUAACUUAUAGGUGCCUUGUAUUUCUUGCUUGGUAAUUUUCAUGUGAAUGCAGUUCUUGUUUUCACUCCCAUAUUCCAGUUGUUCAAUGAUAACAACUAAUAUCCCAUAUUUGAUGUGAAUGUAGUUCUUAAUCUAGGAAAUUUUGAUCCGUAAAUGAACUCCUUUUGAAUCACCUAAUUAAUAUUGAUAUCCCAAAUUACAGUUCUUGGGAAUGGAGGAAAUUGUUGAAUCUUAUAAACAACAUCUGAUUUGUCAUGUAAUUGGCAGCAGUAAGCACUUAGAUUACAGUUCCUGGUACCCAAAAUCCCAAAUAUGAAGUUUGAUCUUGUAAUUUGAAAUGUUAAUGGUAUAAACAAUAUGGAUGACUAGAAUCUUUUUCUUUUCUUUUUUAAAUUUCCUUUUGACCACAUUAAUCCAGGUUAAGUCUAUUCAUGUAAUAACAGUCCAGUUUGUUUCAUCACACUUAGGUCCAAAUAAUGCACCAGUUGAUUUAAAUUUGUGGUCAAUCUUCACUGCCUAUCCUUGGGGCUCGCAAUUUUUUCCCUUGGCUAGCAUUUAAGGGUGAACUAUCUUUAAUUCUUUACCUAGAAAGUAAGCUUAUCUAAUCUGCUUGUCAACCAUCCAUCUCAUAUGGACUUUAUCCAUCCCUUCCCAUACAAAAUCUCAAUUUCUUUCCCUCUUAUCAUCUUCAAUUACUGCUAACUUCACAAACACCAUAAGAAACAG
This is a messenger RNA of Hevea brasiliensis (rubber tree), 2055 nucleotides long. Its product is annotated as B3 domain-containing transcription factor VRN1. Gene Ontology annotation, molecular function: DNA binding. Bases 7 to 1152 code for a protein of 381 amino acids. The record is from RefSeq and is a predicted model, not a curated record. Lineage: Eukaryota; Viridiplantae; Streptophyta; Magnoliopsida; Malpighiales; Euphorbiaceae. The transcript is spliced from 4 exons.